This is a messenger RNA of Chenopodium quinoa (quinoa), 615 nucleotides long. RefSeq lists its product as uncharacterized. The record is from RefSeq and is a predicted model, not a curated record. Lineage: Eukaryota; Viridiplantae; Streptophyta; Magnoliopsida; Caryophyllales; Amaranthaceae. The transcript has a single exon. The coding region runs from base 1 to 615 and encodes 204 amino acids.
AUGAGGAAACUCAAGGGUGAAUGCUCUACACCGUGCUUAUUUUUCGGUGAUUUUAAUGAGAUCAGUAGCUCUUUAGAGAAGGAAGGGGGAGCUAUGAGGAGAGAGUGUCUAAUGCAGAAUUUCCGUGAUGCCAUUGAAGAUUGCAAUUUAAGAGAUAUGGGAUUUAAAGGUUGUGCUUAUACAUGGCAGCGGGGUAGGACAGUAGAAACGGUCAUUCGGGAAAGGCUAGAUAGAUUUCUGGGUGAUGAAGCGUGGUGCAAUAUGUUUCCCCAGGCUGAAGUUAAGCAUAUGGUGAGAAUAGCUUCUGACCAUGCACCCAUUAUGAUGUCCACAACUAUGAUUUUUGAUCGUGGAAAGAAGAGCAGGCCUUUCAGAUUUGAAGCGUGGUGGCUAUCUAGCAGUGAAUGUACUGAAGUGGUGGAGAAGACUUGGAGGGAAAAUGCUGAUGCUAUGCCACACGAAAAGGUGGCUUGGUGCGCAAGUUCUCUUAAGUCUUGGGCUCAGAAGAAAUUCGGGGAUAUCAGGAAGAGGCUGAGGGACUGUGAGAAGGAAUUAAAAGAGGUGCAGGGAGGAAUAUUGGAUGGCUUCCUACUUGAAAAAUGUGAAAGGCUCUGA